AUGUCUGACCUCUCGGUCCCGCUGCCGCCCCCGUCGGCUCCUCGGGACACCGCGCGAGUGCCUCCGCCAUCUUCGCAUCGCCUCCCUACCGUCUCAGCCUCAGAAGCACUUCUCGCUCUACAAUCCCGCGGGCCCCGGUCCAUAUCCACUGGCCUCAGCCAACUCAAUGCGCUUCUCGGUACCUCCAAUCCUGGACUCGGGCGUGGUAACAUCACCGAGAUCUGGGGCCCGUCUGGCUCGGGCAAGACCUCUCUUGCCUCGGUCAUCUGGGUGNNGGUGGGUCUUCCUUUGUUCUGCCCUGUAUGUCUUGUCGACGCGCCGGCUGACGCGAGACCAGAUGCGACGACAGCCUUUGCAAGGUCCCGGCUGAAUGACUUCCUCGCCACGAACCCCUCCGCCCAUGGCUCCGAGCCCGACCACGACACCAGGCUAGACCGCUUUCACGCUUACUCGACCCCUACCGUUGCCCAUCUGUUAGCUCUCACUCUACAUCCUCCGCAAUACUUCCCUCCGCCAGGCACCGCCUUGAUGGUUAUAGACGACCUACAUGCCAUCUUCGAAGUCUCAUAUCCUCGCAACCGCGCAAACACUUUCUCGAGUCACAAGUCCGAAGCUGCUAGAUGGGCCGCCGGUCGUCGCUAUGGAAUCAUGGGCACUCUCAUUUCUGCUCUGAAGAAACUGGCUGCGCUCAACGACAUGGCCAUCAUAGUCACCACUGGAUGCGCCACACGUGUACGCCCCGCCAGCGGUUUGGGCGCUGUCUUGGUGCCCGGCAUGGGAGGAGCCGAAUGGGAAGCCGGCAUUUCCAACAGACUGGUCAUGUUCAGGGACUUUAAGCUAGGAAGCUGGGCUCAACAGCAGCAGAAUCCUGAGAGCGCGAGAUAUGUCGGACUACAAAAGAACAGCGGCAUGGCCUUCUCUGACGAAGGAGAAACUGGCCAAGUCGUUCCCUUCAUCAUCGAUAAGGACGGCCUCAAGGAUGUUGCCACCAAAGACUCGACAGCAGACGUUCCUGUCGUUAAACUUGCCGCGUCCCCUUCGAGGGUCCGCAAGCGCCCGUAUUCUGAAAUUGCCGAUGGCACCGCAGAAGGUCGCGACGAGUACGGAUGGCUGAAUGGAGACGAAGCAGACGCAGAGGGCCUCAUUGAUGAAGCCGCGCUGCUCGAAGACGACGAAACUGCAGCACUCGCUGUCCCCGACGAAGGCAAACCUGCUACCAUCGUCAUCGAUGACUGA
Aureobasidium uvarum is the source of this 1236-nucleotide messenger RNA. NCBI's taxonomy places the organism in Eukaryota, Fungi, Ascomycota, Dothideomycetes, Dothideales, Saccotheciaceae. The record is from the annotation of a GenBank genome assembly.